Molecule: messenger RNA, 630 nt
Organism: Microthlaspi erraticum
Lineage: Eukaryota; Viridiplantae; Streptophyta; Magnoliopsida; Brassicales; Brassicaceae
Source: the annotation of a GenBank genome assembly
AUGUUCUUGAGACCAACUCCACAUCCUCAAAGAUCCAAGGGCCUCAUGUGUCAUCAUGUGGGUACUUGGUCUCCACAAAGUCCAUGGAGAAGAGAGCAUCAUAGUGCUCUUGGUACAUGGGGAGCUCAUCCUCCUCUUGCUCUCUCAGCCUCUUCCAUGGCUCAUCUUGGUUCCCUCUUGCUCAUCUUCUCAACCAAUUGGUUCACCUCUUCUCCUUGUUGGAGAGCCAUCCCCCUCUUGAACAAGGUUCACUCCAAUCUCAAACUCCCCUUGCUCACUCUCACUACUAAUGGGUCAUUCCUCUUCUUGGUUCUCCUUUCUUCCCUCAACCUCUCACUUCAGACUGCUCCUUCAGAGAGACACAUCCCCUGCAUCAGAUUCUUCCAUCUCUGGUUCCUCUCUUCCCUUGUCUAUCCCCUUCAUCUUGACAUCCUCUCUCUCAUUCUCCUUGCUUUUCUCCUUUUGCUUCCUGUACAGCUGCUUGCUUCCCUCACCUCUCAACAUCUUGAAUUGGUUCCUGAAAUGCAUCAAAAUCAAAGAAUUAGAGUUGUAAUGAUCGGUUUGGUCAACUCGACACUCAGCUCGAUCGAGUCAAAAAACUCGAGUGACAAACUCGAUCGAGCUGGGUGA